AACAGAGUUCAGGCGACUGCGCGCUGGAAUGUCAACUGAAAGCGAGAGUUGAAUGAAAUUCGUGUCAAAAUAUGUCGAGUCGAGAGUCGAAAGUCGAGAAUCGUCAGAUAGGAGCCGAAUGGUUUGUGACAUUACAACGAGUUCAGGACGCAGUUGUGCGCAGGACUUCAAGCGAGACACACGUCGUUAUUGCCCUCGAAGCAAGGAUUACUACGUAAAAAUUCAAAUCAAGGCACUAUAAGUUAAUAAACAGAAGAAAAAUGCUUAAGUUUCUGGGGAAUAACGUACAUUUGAACUAUGCCAAGGGAUGUGUAUUCAACAUUAUCUGUUGCAUGCUGCUGGCGCUAAUUGCGGACAGCGCUCAAGGACUUCAGCUGAGCGCCUUUACAACGAAAACGCCGAGAGUCUCCAAAUACUCUACCAAGGCGCCAUCAGCAUCCUCGAUGAACCAUGAUGCGACUACUUCGAUUUAUCGCUUUAAUGCCACAAACGGCAUCACCUGCAUUCUGAUGCAGGUGGACGGGUUGAUAAGCAUCCGGUAUCGGAAUAAGCUGAACGAGGAUGUCGAGGCCGAUCUGUAUAUGCCGGACAGUCCGCAGCUAAGCGGUGAAUGCGUCGAAUCCAAUUUCGAAAUAUUGACCAUGGACUUCAAGGGAUUUACGCUGUCGAUGACAUUCAAAAAGUCGUCGGGCGGUGAGGGAUGGUACAUCAACCUCUUUGAGCUGACAUACUCAUCAUCGAAUUCCCUAUUCGAACAUCCCGACCGUCCCAAUUUGAAUGUGAAGCUAACUUCGCCAGCGCAAACGCCCAUGUAUUUUCCAACGCCCGUGGGCAAGUCCUAUCUCUGUGACAAGGAGCAAACGGUCAUUUUGUAUGCCCCCCACGACUCCGGCGACCAGUCCGGGCAUAUUGCACGCCUCUACUUGCGCGACCUGCACAUGCAGAGCUUCAUGUUCAAGGAGAGCGGCAAGUGGGGACCCUCCUUCCACUGUAGUGCCACCGGUUCCUAUCGCGACGAGACGGCACCUCUGGCCGUUGGCACUGCGCUGGCCAUUGCGGUGCUCUUGACCAUUUCAGGCUACGGCGGUUGGCGGUAUUUCAAAGUCAAGAAGGUUCAGUAUGGUUCGAUGGAGUAAACAGAAUAUUGAUGUACCGAAAUUUUUGUUCGUUUUUUAAUUACUUUCAUAUCAAAUCUUUGUACCGUUAUUUGUUGCAUAUCAGUAUUGAGGUAUUUAAAUAAUGAAUAUAAUUACGUUUUCAAACCUAAACGAAAUUGUGAGCCAUGAUCACAAAAUUAUAACUGUUACAAAGGAAUGAACAAACACAUAUUAAAGAAAUACAUAUACAUAAAUAUAUAUGAGAAUUGCAAAUGUCUUCCAUAUAGUUAAUAUAAUUAAAAUGUUAAUUAUUAAACAUAUUAUAAAUACAUUAAUAUGCAUUUUUAAAUAUAUGCGAGUAUAUAUUUACAAAACUAACCAAAAAAAAAGAAGAAGAAACCUAUCUACAUUUAAAACGUUAAAUUCAAAAGCAUUUUGUGUAUUUGCUAGAGGUAAAAAGUUGCCCGAUAUGUAAAAUUCAAUUUUGAAAUAUAUUAAAGUGACAAGAUAAAUUUAAGCACUAGCCAACGAGGCCUAGUAAGAGUUCUCUAGUCGAAAUAGAAAGAUGUCCUGUACCCAAAUGGUAAAUAUAUAUAUAAAAAAAUCACACAUUCAUUCAUAUAUAAGCACAAGCUUCAGCUCUGCUUUUCCCUCAGCCUUGAUCAAUAAAAUUGUUAUUAAAUAAACUGUGCAAUUUUAACAAGAGAUGAGGGUAACAACUUUAUGUGUGCCAAAAAUAUAGAUUAAUCUUUAAAUUCAGACUAAACGACAGCUCGAAUUCCAAGUAAAAGAUUGAGAACAAAGCUUUUGUAGAACCAAAGAUACAUUAACUCUUCUGCAGAGCCAUUGAAUGGGUACAGGGUAUAAUAAUAACUAAUAACUAUUUUUUUCAAGUAACAAAUCAAAUUAAUGUAAUCGCAUUGCAUCUCUAAUACACAUAAGCACAUAUCUAAAAUGAUGUAUUGUCACAUUCGAAUCGUAUCGAUCGUCAAUUUUUAUGUUCAAAAAUCCUCUUCUUUAACUUAUUAACUAAUUCCAUAAUACUCCUCAAAUUCAUUUGAAUUUAUAUGCACCUCUUUUAAU
Molecule: messenger RNA, 2180 nt
Organism: Drosophila montana
Lineage: Eukaryota; Metazoa; Arthropoda; Insecta; Diptera; Drosophilidae
Product: lysosome-associated membrane glycoprotein 5
Exons: 5
Coding region: 261-1136 (291 amino acids)
Biological process (GO): establishment of protein localization to organelle
Cellular component (GO): lysosomal membrane; plasma membrane; late endosome membrane
Source: RefSeq, a predicted model, not a curated record